Messenger RNA from Merops nubicus (carmine bee-eater), 851 nucleotides. RefSeq names its product CD80 molecule (gene CD80). The transcript has 4 exons. The annotation marks the transcript as partial. Gene Ontology annotation, cellular component: external side of plasma membrane. Gene Ontology annotation, biological process: cellular response to lipopolysaccharide; positive regulation of T cell proliferation; negative regulation of T cell proliferation. Lineage: Eukaryota; Metazoa; Chordata; Aves; Coraciiformes; Meropidae. The record is from RefSeq and is a predicted model, not a curated record.
GCUAUGCACUGGAGAAGAAAGUCUUAAGACAAAUGGGGGGAAAAGUUGGCCUGCCUUGUUGUCAUGAAAUUCCCAGCUCAGAAAGCCUGAAGAAUUACCGGGUCUACUGGCAGAAGAACAAGACAGAGGUAGUGCUUGCCUACGACGCGGGGAAGGUGAUCUCCCAGGACACGCGGUAUAAGAACCGGACAGAGAUGGAUGAAAGGAAUCUCACCCUGUGGAUCUCCCCUCUGGAAAUCCUGGACAAUGGCUCUUACCAGUGUGUGGUUCAGCACCUCAGAAUUACUCAGAACUCAAUUGUUUUGUGUGAGAACCAUGUCACCCUCUUUGUUACAGCUGACUUCAGUAAUCCGAAUAUAACAACGGAAGUAUCCACUAAUUCUUGUGAAUCAACUGAGAUGGUGGUGAGAUGUUCUUCUCAUGGAGGUUUCCCCAAACCCAAAAUCUCUGGAGCCCUCAACAACGAGCCCAUUGUGUGGAAUAACAGCUUGGUGUCCAAGUCCAGUCUCAGCCUGUACAACGUCACCGCCAAAGCAUGGGUCAAUGUGACUGAAGACAUCAGCUUCACUUGCUCCGUUGAAUAUAAUGGCUUUGCCAAGUCCACCAGUUUGCUUCUGAAAAAAGCAAAAAACUGUGCUGUCCCUACUGUGCCUCCGUCUUAUAAUGUCAUUACUGCUUCAAGUAUCAUCAUUAUUAUCUUCCUUUUGGCUGUCACCCUAGCAGCAAGAUACCUCCCAAGGCAUGUCUGUUCUCACUGUUGUAAGCCUCAGGAUUCAGGGGAAGAGGGUAUGAAAGAAUGUAUGAAGCCACCUAUGAGCUCUAAAGUGACAUCUGAAACAUCAUCUCUAUGA